AUGGAUAGAAAGUCUGCUAGAAUAAAAGCAGAGUUACAAAGAUAUGGUUGGAGAGUUUCGAAGAAUUUUAAAUAUAGGAAGGGAAGACCCAUAAAAGUCUAUGACAAAUUGUCUGGUCUUCGCUACGAAAUGGAUUUGGAAACAGCACGUGCCAAUUAUCCAAACAGACUAGAGAGGUUAGAAGAAGAACGUCUUAUGGACAUGCCUUUCGAUGUUAGUGAACCUCAAGUUGAAGGACACGACGGCUUUGCCAGAUUCUACUGGAAACAUGACGAACAAUUGCAUCCUUUGAGAAGGAAAAAAGGAAAAGGUGAAGACGCACAUGCUCCCAUGGAAAGAACAAGAUAUGCAUAUGAAAAGUAUCGUGAAGUUAGAAGUCAAAUUACAUCUGGUCGAACCUUUACAGUAAACUUUGACGAAGGAAAGAACAAAGAAGGCUUCAUGGGAGUACUUGCUGCAAUUCAAGACGGAAAUAAGAAAGGACACAAUCUCAGAUUGACCAUAACAGAUUUGGAUGGUCACAUUUACUAUGCACAUGGCAAUGAACAAACAGCCGCAAAACUUCUUGACGCUUUCAAGACUACAAAGAGAGAACAAAUGGUUGACUCCGACUCAGACAUUUUGAAUGCAAUUGAAGGAAUUGCAAGUGUCAAGUUCGAAUGGUACCAACCUAACCCUCAAGCAGUCAGACAACAUGCUGGAUACUUCCCCUUCAUAAAUAAGUCUGACAUUGACUUGACAAGGUAUGGAAUUUACAAUUCAAUUGAAACAAUUGUCAAUGAACCUUGCAUUCUUACAUGUCUCAGGAACUCUGGUCUUGUUACAGAUGAGAAGAUGAAGUAUCUUGAGUCAUGUGUGAAGACAAGGUACAUUCUCAGAGGUCAAUUGGCAAAAAUUGCACCGUUGGCAAAUGUCAAUAUCCGAGUCAACAUACCUACAGCUAAAGGUUCUUCACAUGACGACUAUGUUGUUGACAAAGACUUACCAUGGUUGAAGAUUGUAAUUG
This is a messenger RNA of Trichomonas vaginalis G3, 1006 nucleotides long. RefSeq lists its product as uncharacterized. The record is from RefSeq and is a predicted model, not a curated record. The transcript has a single exon. Lineage: Eukaryota; Parabasalia; Trichomonadida; Trichomonadidae. The annotation marks the transcript as partial.